AAAACCUUCUCUUCCCUCUCUUCCAAUUCACCCCAAUCUCUCAUCAAUCCUCUAGCAGACAUGGAUCAAGAACACACCCAAUUCAACACCCUCACCCCCAACCCACCUCACAAUUCCCUCCACAAGAAACCAUCCACCCCUACUACCCCCACCCCCACCCCCACCACCCUUGCCAACAGCGGCAAGAGGACGCUGAGGGACGGCGGCGGGGGAGGCGGGUCGGGCGUGACGAUGAGGUACCGGGGAGUGAGGCGGCGCCCGUGGGGGCGGUACGCGGCGGAGAUACGGGACCCGCAGUCGAAGGAGCGGCGGUGGCUCGGCACCUUCGACACGGCCGAGGAGGCGGCCUGCGCCUACGACUGCGCCGCCCGGGCCAUGCGCGGUAUCAAGGCCCGCACCAACUUCGUCUACCCCACCAACCCGCCGCCUCUCUCUGACCACCACCACUUCUUCCAUAACGCAGCUCCCUUCAACACCUUCCCUCCAAAACCCUACUCUCGAGACUUAACCAACAUAAACACUAGGGGAACAGUCCUCGCCGCAACUCCCGUGGCGGCGCCGCCGAGGAACGCUGCCUCUCUGGACGUCUCGUUUUUCCUUCGCGACAUUCUCAACCCUCCCAACACCGCUCCUCUGUACCCACCACCACCACCGCCACAACCACCGUCCCAAACUUCUUCUUAUGCUCAGCCUCCGAGUCUCCACGUGCCAAAUGAGUACCAGAAGCCACAAGCUCCGGCCGAACCGAACGAGGACGACGGCUCGUGCGGCUUCUUCCUUCAAGAAUCUCCCGAGUCGGGCCUCUUGGAGGAAGUCAUCCAAGGGUUCUUCCCCAGGAAGAAGAAGAGCUCGGAUCAAGUGAAGGGUCAGUUUUGGAACGACGACCCGCACGGCCUCGGCGCCGUCACUUCGCCUCGCGAGCACAUGCAGAGCUUGAACGGCCUCACCAGCCUACACCUGCAGACCUACUCGUGCGGCGGCGACAGCGACGACCUCGUCGGGGUUCCCGCCGCUGCUCCGUCGCUGUUGGAUGUGGAUGUGCUCCAGUACCCCGAAUUUCUCGGCACUUUCGCAGCUAGGGUACAUGAUGCUUAAGCCGAUCACUUGGGAGUCUCCACUAUAUUCACAUAUAUAUAUAUUUUUAUAUAUUCAUAUGUUGCUUCUGUGUAUUGACGAUAUAGUUCUGGAGAAAAAGAAAACUAUGAACCUAGAUUGAACGUCCAAGGAGUUUGUGCUUUGCUUUUUCAUUUUUCUUCCAUCUUUGCUGGUUUUUUCUCUAGGGUUUUGUGAAGACGGGUGUUGUAGCCAUGUACUCCUCUCCAAAUUCUCUUCGUCUUCUUCUUCGCUUCCCCUUGUCAUCCUCUACAUAUGUGCCACUGUUUGGUUUUCUGUUC
This is a messenger RNA of Syzygium oleosum, 1394 nucleotides long. Its product is annotated as ethylene-responsive transcription factor ESR2. The coding region runs from base 61 to 1095 and encodes 344 amino acids. Lineage: Eukaryota; Viridiplantae; Streptophyta; Magnoliopsida; Myrtales; Myrtaceae. The record is from RefSeq and is a predicted model, not a curated record. Gene Ontology annotation, biological process: regulation of DNA-templated transcription. The transcript has a single exon. Gene Ontology annotation, molecular function: DNA binding; DNA-binding transcription factor activity.